GCCAUGUUCGCGCGUGGGUCCCGGAGACGCCGCUCCGGUCGCGCGCCUCCAGAGGCGGAGGACCCAGACCGCGGCCAGCCCUGCAACUCCUGCAGGGAACAGUGCCCCGGCUUCCUGCUGCACGGCUGGAGAAAGAUCUGUCAGCACUGCAAAUGCCCGAGGGAAGAGCAUGCUGUGCACAUGGUGCCUGUGGAUCUGGAACGCAUCAUGUGUCGGCUAAUCUCAGACUUCCAGCACCACUCCAUCUCCGAUGAUGACUCUGGCUGUGCCUCGGAGGAGUAUGCCUGGGUGCCCCCUGGUCUCAAGCCAGAGCAGGUAUACCAGUUUUUCAGCUGCCUUCCAGAGGACAAGGUCCCCUAUGUCAACAGUCCCGGGGAGAAAUACAGGAUCAAGCAGCUGCUGCACCAGCUGCCCCCACACGACAGUGAGGCACAGUACUGCACAGCACUGGAAGAGGAAGAGAAGAAAGAGCUCAGAGCCUUCAGCCAGCAGCGGAAACGAGAGAAUCUGGGGCGCGGCACUGUGCGCAUCUUCCCUGUGACCAUCACUGGAGCCAUCUGUGAGGAGUGCGGGAAGCAGAUUGGAGGUGGGGACAUCGCAGUGUUUGCCAGCAGGGCAGGCCUGGGUGCCUGCUGGCACCCACAGUGUUUUGUGUGCUCCACGUGCCGGGAGCUGCUGGUGGACCUCAUCUACUUCUAUCAUGCUGGCAAAGUCUACUGUGGUCGUCACCAUGCUGAACGCCUGCGCCCGCGCUGCCAAGCCUGUGAUGAGAUCAUCUUCUCCCCUGAGUGCACCGAGGCUGAGGGCCGGCACUGGCACAUGGGUCACUUCUGCUGCUUUGAAUGUGAAGCAUCGCUAGGAGGGCAGCGCUACGUCAUGCGUCAGAGCCGCCCCCACUGCUGUGCCUGCUACGAGGCCCGCCACGCGGAGUACUGUGAUGGCUGUGGGGAGCACAUUGGCCUGGACCAGGGGCAGAUGGCUUAUGAGGGCCAGCACUGGCACGCCUCAGACCGCUGCUUCUGCUGUAGUCGCUGCGGGCGAGCCCUGCUGGGCCGCCCCUUCCUGCCACGCCGCGGCCUAAUCUUCUGCUCGAGAGCCUGCAGCCUGGGGUCGGAGCCCACGGCUUCUGGGUCCGGCCGCCGUAGCUGGAGCGCGGGCACGGUCCCCGCGCCUCUUGCAGCAUCCACGGCCUCUUUCUCUGCUGCGGAGGAGGCGUCCGAGACCUCCACCAAAGGCACCAGCACGGAGCCGGAGCCUGUUACAGGCCCUGAGGAGCCAGCCCGCUUUCUGAGAGGGGCCCCCCACCGCCACUCCAUGCCAGAGCUGGGGCUCCGCAGUCCCCCCGAGCCACCCCCAGGACCCCCCAGACAGCCAGACCCGAGCCCGGAAGAUGGUGCCUUUGGUCGCCAGAGCACCCCUCGUGUCAGCUUCCGUGACCCUCUGGUGUCCGAGGGAGGCCCGCGGCGGACCCUGAGUGCGCCCCCAGCCCAGCGUCGCAGGCCACGCAGUCCCCCACCCAGGGCCCCCACCCGUCGUCGCCGCCGCCACCACCACCACCACAACCACCACUAUCACCGCCGCCAAUCUGGCAGAUAUCGCCACCACCAAUGUGACUUGGGAUCAAGAUCGGACUCAGGAUCUUGUUCCAGCUCACCUUCUAGCCCCAGUUCUGAGUCCUCAGAGGAGGAUGGCUUCUUCCUAGGGGAACGCAUCCCGCUGCCCCCGCAUCUGUGCAGGCCCCGGCCUGCUCAGGACAAUGCAACUGGAACCCCUAAAUCCCCAUCUCCACAGCUCUCCGGGAACUCGCGCCCAGGGAUGCCUCGCCAGGCCAGAGAUAAGAACUGCAUCGUGGCUUGA
Molecule: messenger RNA, 1857 nt
Organism: Puma concolor (puma)
Lineage: Eukaryota; Metazoa; Chordata; Mammalia; Carnivora; Felidae
Source: RefSeq, a predicted model, not a curated record